Hypanus sabinus (Atlantic stingray) is the source of this 7725-nucleotide messenger RNA. RefSeq names its product snail family zinc finger 3 (gene snai3). Gene Ontology annotation, biological process: regulation of DNA-templated transcription. The coding region runs from base 5900 to 6796 and encodes 298 amino acids. NCBI's taxonomy places the organism in Eukaryota, Metazoa, Chordata, Chondrichthyes, Myliobatiformes, Dasyatidae. The transcript has 3 exons. Gene Ontology annotation, molecular function: RNA polymerase II cis-regulatory region sequence-specific DNA binding; DNA-binding transcription factor activity, RNA polymerase II-specific. The record is from RefSeq and is a predicted model, not a curated record.
GCAAUAUUGAAUUACAGUGGAUUAAAUUUGUUUUUUUAACACUGAUCAGAAAAGACUCUUGUGCCAAAGUGAAAACAAAUUUCUACAAAUUGGCCUAAAUGUAUUACAAUUAUUAAAUGCAAAGUAAUUGCAUAAUUACUCAGCCCCCCCCCCCUUUAAAUCAAUAUUUUAAUAGAUGCACCUUUGUCAGCAAUUGCAGCCUUCAGUCUGUGUGGAUAGGUCUCUAUCAGCUUUGCACAUCUGGGCACUGCAAUCUUUUCUUCAAUCUUCUUUCCAAAACCGUUCAAGCUCUGUCAGAUUGCAUGGGGAUCGUGAGUGAACAGUCUUUUUCAAGUCCAGCCACAAUUUCUCAUUUGAAUUGAGGCCUGGAGUCAGACUUAGCCACUCAAGAACAGUAACUUUGUUUUUAAGCCAUUCUUGUGUAGCUUUGGCUUUAUGCUUUGGGCCAUUGCCUUGCUGGAAAAUAAAUCUUCUUCCAAGUCUCAGUUCUCCUGCAGAGUGAAUCAAGUUUUCCUCCAGGAUUUCCCGGUAUUUUGCUGCAUUCAUUUUGCUCUCUACCUUCACAAGCCAUUCAGGGCCUGCUGCAGUGAAGUAUCCCCACAGCAUGAAGCAGCCACCACCUUGCUUCACAGUAGGGAUGGUGUGUUUUUCAUGAUGUGUCAUGUUUGGCUUAUGCAAACAUAGCAUUUACUCUGAUGGCCAAAAAACUCAGUUUUGGUUUCAUCAGACCAUAGAACCACCUUCCAGCUAAUUCAGAGUCUCCCAAGUGCCUUCUGGCAAACUCUAACUGAGAUUUCACAUGAGUUUUUUCAACAGUGGCUUUCUAUGUGCCACUCUCCCAUAAAGCUGCCCAGGCAACAGUUGUAUGUGCAGUCUCCUUUCUCAGCCACGGAAGCUUUUAGCUCAUCCAGAGUUGUCAUUGGUCUUUUGGAGGCCUCCCUCACUAGUCCCCUUUAUGGACAGUCACUCAGUUUUUGAGGACUGCCUGCUCGGGCAGGUUUACAGCUGUGCUAUAUUCAUUCCAUUUCUUGAUCAUUGGCUUAACUGUACUGCAAGGGAUAUUCAGUUACUUCGAAAUUUUCUUAUAUCCAUCUCCUUCCUUGUACUUUUCAAUAACCUUUUGCAAAGUUGCUUGGAUUGUUCUUUUGUCUUCGUUUAGUUUUUGCCAGAAUACAGGCUCACUGGCAGUUGGACAUUCCAGAUACAGGUGUAUUUUUACUAUCAAUUGAAACACCUAGACCGCACAUAAGGCUGCACCAGUGAUAACUUGGUGUGUAUAUUAAAGUGGGUAAAUGCUUAUGUAAUCAAUUAUUUUGUGCCUUUAUUUGAAAAUAAUUUAGAUCACUUUGCAGAGAUCUGUUUUCACUUUGACACAAAUUUUUUUUCUGUUGAUCAGUGUCAAAAAAGUCAAAUCUACUGUGAUUCAGUGUUAUAAAACAAUAAAACAUGAAAACUUCCUGGGGGUGGGGUGAAUACUUUUUAUAGGCACUGUAUUUGUAAAAUAUCUUUUAAUAUAGUAAAACAUUCCAAGACUUUCAAAAAUGCUUUUUAAAAUGUUAAAUACACAGCCACAAACUGUUACUGAGGUGGUGAGCAUGUUUUGUAAAAAGUGGAUUUGGGAGUUCCUCAGAGAGAAAGUGGGUUUUGAGCAGGUAAAUUCAGAACAAGGAUAUGAACUGAAAAUCAAGGCCAACAUUGAAGACUUGAUGGCUAAAGGACAUCAUUACCCACUGGGAGAGCACACAAUGUAAGGAAAUGCCAAGAAGUUAGAUUUACCGAAGUGCAAACACUUGGAUUUUAGGGCCGAAGGAGAAUUCAGUUAGGGGAUGGGGUGGGGUGGGAAGUGAAGAGAGAACUUGGAGAGUUGGGAAUUUUAAUUUCUAGACUUUGCUCAAUAGGAACCAAUGGAAAAACAGUGACUAUGAUAACUGAAUACAACUUAAGGGUAAUUAUUGAAAAUAAGAAAUGCUGAAAAUUCUCACCAUGUCAGGCAGCAUCUUUAGAAAAGAAAUUUGAUUAAGUUUCUGGUCAGUGAUUUUACAUGUAGUCCAGGGCUUCAGAUAACCAAAUCUGCAGGUAAUGGGCAUAUAACUUGUUAUCAUGGUGAAUGGAGGCUAUUCAGCCUGUUAAAUUGUUGCUAACUCCCAGCAUAUCAAUCCAAUUCUCCUCUUCCUUCAGACCUGCAAUGUAUUCUCUCUGACAUGUCCAUCUAGUUCCCGGUGUUUCUGUUGGCAUUUACCAAAGCAAACGGAUGACUUACAGCAGCCAACUAACCAACCAGUUGGUACUUGAUAAGUAAGAGGCAAGUGGAACUAAGUAUGUGCUUCAAAAGCAGACGCAAGAGUUAGACGAUGUACUAUGCUGAAUAAAGCAUUUUUGGUAAACUUGCAGUUACGCUGUUGAUGCUCCAUAGGCAAUCACAAGUUAGCAAACUAUUUUGGUCUCCGACAUUUUCCAGGCAUGAAGGAUAAAAUUAUUGGUGAAUGGAAUGGGGCUUGUGACAUCUGAAAAACACCAUGGUGGUCUUCCAUAGUUGGAGAAAUUUCAAUCAAUUAGUCAGAAAAUUUAAGGCUAUGAGGCAUCAGGUCCUGAACUCUUUUUAGUAGCCUUCAUUGAAGGGCUGUACAACGAUGGGGAAAGGGAAGAGUUCAGAGAUCAUGGUUUAGGAAAAAGAAACAUUGCUUUUUAAAGUUGGUGUGGUGCUUACGAUCAAGAUCUGUGUUUUGGUCCCUAGCUCUAGAUGAUUGUUUAAAGCAAAACUCCUGACAUUUGAAUGUGUCUUUAAUGCACAAUUAUUAUAAUUAUCUAUAGUAAUGGUGGUUGGUAUCCAUCUGUCUCGGAGGACAAUGUGUGAUGAUGAUGAUCAUCACAAGCCUGGGUGGAAGGUAUGGGAUCCUGAAAUGUUCAGUUGUCAAGAUCUCCCUCUUGGCCUCGCCAGUGAAGUCUAAAGGAAAGCUUAUGAAGCAAUACGUUAGGCACAAGCUUGGCUGCAAGAGGAUGUUCAAUGACGUCCAGCUGCCUUAGGGGUUUCACUCCGGAUUUGCUGAAUGGGUUUACUCCCUUAGCCUUGGUCUCUCCAGAGGCUGCCCACAAGGCAGUGGGGCUAUUUACCCAUAGCUGGGGAUCUAGUUCAUGAGCUCCAAGGCAAUUCCACAUGCCGUUGGACCUGCGAGCUACGUGUGCAGGGACCAGAUAUCUUCCCCACCCUCUAUAGUUCAGCCUGAGUCUGAAAGGAGUUCUGUAUCCGUGUGUUGCCAGUGAAAAGGCACUACAUGAGACUUGCUGUUGGAGAGGCAGGGAGAGAUUGACACAUUCAGCUCUUCUUUUCACAAGACUGCUAGCCAGUGGUGGAAGCUGAAAGUAAGAGUGACAAGCACUAUCCACUACACUACCAGAUCAGAUGCAUCACAAAAGCCAUUUUGACACCAUCUACAGUAAUACCUUAGAACUUAAGUCCAAAUCAAAAGAUGUGACUUCAAAACGUUGAAGACUGCAUCCCUUGUGUAAUGAGAUGUAAAUUAAAGUAACAAUUCCAUUGAAACCCCGUAUUUAGAACAAAAUGAUUAUGAGAUGAGAGGAAACACAAAGCCAAAGUCCUGCCCAUAUUUGUCAGUGGUAGGUAAAAGAGUAUAAUAAAAUUGCUUGGCAUUGUCUCCACAAUGGUGCCAGAGUGUGGUGGCUAUUCGUGAGCUGCUCUAAGUAGAUCCACAUUUAUUAUAAUUCUAUUAUUUUAAGGUUCCUUAAGCUUGUCAUAGCCAGGGGUAGUAAUGGGGACAAGCUCUCUUUACGUAUUAAAUGUUUCCAAUGGCGUGCACCUCAAAUAACCUCCUGGCCUUCAUGUGAGACUUAGCUACCAAGCCUGGUGGAACCACUUCUACUGACAGGGAUAAGGAUGCAUGGAGUGGGGUGGUGAUGUAUUAUCAUGGAUAGGGAAUAGGUUAACUAAUAAAAGGCAGAGAGUUGGGAAUACAUGGGUGUUUCUCUGGUUUGCAUUUGGUGGUGGGCCCAUAACUGUUCACAAUAUACAUUAACGAUCUGAAGGAAGGAACCAAGUGUAGUGUAUCUAAGUUCACUGAUGACACUAAAUUGAGUGGAAAAGCAAAUUGGACAGAGGAUACCGAGCGUCUGCAGAGAAAUAAAGGUAGGUUAAGUGAGUGGGCAAGGGUCUGGUAGAUGGAGUACAAUGUUGGAAAAUGUGAGGUCAUCCACUUUGGAAGCAAAAAUGGAAGAGCAGAUUAUUAUUUAAAUGAUAAAAGAUUGCAGAAUGCGCCUGUGCAGGACUUGCAAUUCAUGCAGAAGCACUCCCAAAAAAUUUUGGUUUGCAGGUGCAGCUGGUGAUCAAGAAGGUAAAUGGAAUGUUGGCCUUCAUUGCGCCUGGGACUGUACUCGCUGGAACUCAGAAGGAUGAGAGGAAAUCUUAUAGAAACAUAUAAAAUUAUGAAAGGGAUAAAGGCAGGAAAGCUUUUUCUACUGAUGGGUGAGACUAGAACUGGGGGACAUAGCUUCAAGAUUCAGGGGAAUAGAUUUAGGACGGAGAUGAGGAGGAACUGCUUUUCCCAGAGUGGUGAAUCUGUGGAAUUCUUUGCCCAGUGAAGCAGUGGAAGCUACCUCAGUAAAUAUAUUUAAGACAAGGUUGGAUAGAUUUUUGCAUAGUAGAGGAAUUAAGGGUUAUGGGGGGAAAGCAGGUUGGUGGAGAUGAGUCCAUGGCCAGAUCAGCCAUGAUCUUAUUGAAUGGCGGAGCAGGUUCGACGGGCCAGAUGGCCUACUUCUGCUCCUAUUUCUUACAUUAAAUGACAAAAGGCGAGUUACUAGCUCCUUAAAACCAAUUGCUUUGGGCAAAUGGAGCUCGUCAGCCGUGGUUGGCAGCUCAUCUAGCAGAAGGAAAACUCCGAUCUCAAACGUCCGCUGCAUUGUGGCUAUAGCCACCCAUUGGGAAGGUUUCGGAAUUAACUCCUGAGGGGAAAAUCCGGAGCUGGAGUCCCCAAGGCAGUCAGUCCUACGCUGAGUUCAUUGCUGACUGGCAACUCCCGCCACACUUCUGAUGCCAAACUGUAUCGGUCUCUGCCGUUCCUUCGGGUUUCAUCAGAUGUGUGGAAGAGGGGGACCGUGUUACAUGGGCAACAGCUUGCUCUCCAUAUCGUACUGCCCCGGGCUUGCAAAUCUACACAGCUAGGUCGCGAUAUCCAUGGUCAAAUCUGACCGACAGAGACCUCAACGCAACUAAUUUAAAGCUCAAUUCUAAUGUAAUAAUUACUAAUGAUGUUCUCCACACUUCAUUCUGCGUUCUGUUUUCCUAUUUACCACCAUGACGUUCGUACAGUAUAUAUAGAAUGAUCUGUUUUUCACUGUGUUUUGGUACAUGUACAUAGAACAGUACAGCGCUGGAACAGGCUCUUCGGCCCGCACUUCCGAACAAGUUAAUCAAAAGCUAACCCUCUUACCCACACAUUCUCCGUAUCCCCCUCCAUCUUCCUCACGUCUAUGUGCCUAUCUAAAUGUAUUUUAAAAGUCUUUAGUGUAUUUGCCUCUGGCACCACACCAGGCAGCGCAUUCCCGACAUCACCAUUCUCUGAGAAAAUAAGUUACCCUUCACAUAUCCUUUGAACCUCCCCCCUCUCAUCUUCGAGCAGAGUCAGGUUCAAUAUCACUGGCAUGUGUCAUGAAAUUUGUUAACUUAGCGGCAACAGUUCAAUGCAAUACAUAAUGUAGAAUGAAUAAAUGAUAGUAAAUAUGUGUGUGUACCUAUUAAUCAGUUAAAAUAGUGCACAACCAGAAACAGUGGGGUCGUGUCCAAGGAUUCAAUGUCCAUUCAGAAAUCUGAUGGCAGAGGGGAAGAAGCUGUUCCUGAAUCGCCGAGUGUGGGCCUUCAGACUUCUUUGCCUCUGACCCGACGGUAACUAUGAGAAGAGGGCAUGCCCGGGGUGGUGACGUCGCCUUUCUGAGGCUCCGCUCCUUGAAGGAGGCGAGAACCCAUGUAAGAGCCACAGUUAUUUCACCAUAUUUAUAUGAGGGUUUGAGAUUUCCACUGGUGCCACAGCCUGAAGUGCUCACUCCCAUCGUUUGUGACCCGCCAAGACUGUGGGACAGGGCUCCUAUCAGUCCCCGAAUGUGUCUGCCCCCGCCCCUGGAUGCUGAGAUUGGAACAGAAAUGCCCUUCAGUAGCCAACCAAGCCUAGAGAUCAGUGUUAAGGAAUGUGUCGCUGUCAGAGGCAGCAACACCCCACUAAGGAAUACAGUGAAUGACCUUAGCCUGUCCCUUUCCAAAAGAACCAAGAGGAGAGAGAGAAACAAUGGCACAUUUAAAGGAGAUGAUGAACCGGAGGAAAAAAUCUUUGAGGUUGAAAGUGCUGCUGAAGCAGUCCUGGAGAAGUUUGAGUGUUUCCAUUGUCACAAGGCUUACAAUACUUUAUCUGGUCUCUCUAAACACAGACAGCUUCAUUGUGAAUCACAGACUACAAAAUACUUUAAUUGCAAGUAUUGUGAUAAGGAAUAUGUCAGUCUGGGUGCAUUGAAGAUGCACAUAAGGACUCACACUCUGCCUUGUGUCUGCAAAAUCUGUGGCAAAGCAUUCUCUAGACCGUGGCUCUUACAGGGGCACAUCAGAACACAUACUGGAGAGAAACCUUUUGCCUGUCCUCACUGCAGCAGGGCAUUUGCAGACCGCUCAAACCUCCGAGCACAUCUGCAGACACACUCUGAUGUGAAAAGAUAUCACUGCAAGAGCUGCUCAAAGACCUUCUCUAGAAUGUCUCUUCUUUCCAAACAUGAGGAAGCUGGCUGCUGCCCCUUAUCUUGAUGCAGAUGUUGUAAUAUUUGCAGAUGUUGUAAUAAGCUGGAGUUGUAGUUAUGCAGACUGUUGAGGACCUUUGUUAUAGUAUUAUUUGGUUGAAAAUGGAAUGAACUGCUGCAUUUUUUAGCUCAUUAAUUCGCAAAAUAAUUUAACCUGAAUGGAGAUUGGCAGAUGACAUUGGCUGCAGAAGUAUAAAUGUUGACUCUGUUUUAUUGAGAUAGAACAGCUUUAUUAAACACUAACACAAUCAAUGUAUCAGUAAGAGCAAAUAAGUGUACUGAAUUGUAUGAAUGUUGUAAUGUUAGUAUCCCACUCUUUAAAGGGAAUUGUAGAGUUUUGCAAAACUGAGGACUGGUCAGAUCUUUAGUUGUAACAUCAUCCUCUAGAAUCUUAAUUAUAGGAAAUGUAUGCAUGGGCAGGAGAAUGGGCAAUGUUGCCAUUGGGAUCAGAGAGGCUUGCUUUUCAUGAGAGUCUCAAAGAAGUUAAAAUCUAUUUACAAGUUAUAAGAGUGAGCUAUUCACACUGGAAAUAACCUGCCUGUAUUAAAAAUAAUCUGGUACUGUACUGUCUUCAGAAUGAAAUUUUGAAACCUUACACUUGGUUAAUAGAAUUGUUUGUUAACUUGUAUGAACUUAAAAAAAUUUAACUUUUGAUAUGCUGACAGUAACUGAUAAUUUGUUUGUAUCUAAAUUUCCCAAGGACUUUAGUGAAAUACAUAGCACUGAUACUUUUGCAUCUGCUGCCCCAUCCAUGAGGUUAUCUGUGGCUUGUUUCACUCGUUAGUUACUAAGAUCUACAUACAGGGAUUUGGUUAGAAGAUUAUUUUUAAAAGUACCAGGUAAGGAUUUAGUAUUAUGGAUAAGCUUCUGUCUGUAAUUAUCUAAAAGAAAAGAGUAACUUCUGAAUCACUGAACUCUAUGUCUGUGGCAAGACUG